Molecule: messenger RNA, 1505 nt
Organism: Corapipo altera (White-ruffed manakin)
Lineage: Eukaryota; Metazoa; Chordata; Aves; Passeriformes; Pipridae
Product: serine--tRNA ligase, cytoplasmic-like
Exons: 9
Coding region: 102-1490 (462 amino acids)
Biological process (GO): seryl-tRNA aminoacylation
Cellular component (GO): cytosol
Molecular function (GO): serine-tRNA ligase activity; tRNA binding; ATP binding
Source: RefSeq, a predicted model, not a curated record
GCCCACGCCCCGCCCAUUUGGCGCAUGCGCAGUGCGGCUUCUCCCGAGCUCCCCUACCCGUGCUCCGGAUCCCAAUUCCGGUCCCGAUCCCGCUCCCCGUCAUGGUGCUGGACCUCGACCUGUUCCGCGCCGACAAGGGCGGAGACCCCGCCAUGGUGCGGGAGAUGCAGCGCAAGCGCUUCAAGGACCCCGCGCUCGUGGACGCGCUCGUGCGCGCGGACGGAGCCUGGAGGAGGUGCAGGUUUCGUGCCGACAACCUGAACAAGCUGAAGAACCUUUGCAGCAAAACCAUUGGGGACAAGAUGAAGAGGAAGGAGCCAGUGGGGACGGACGAGUCAGUCCCAGAGAGUGCCCGGAACCUGGAGGGGCUCACGGCCGAUGUGCUGGGGGCUCUCCAGGUGUCCCAGAUCAAGCAGCUCCGGCUGCUCAUCGACGAGGCCAUCCAGGAAUGUGACUCGGAGCGGCUCCGGCUCGAGGCUGAGCGGUUUGAGAGCCUGCGGGAGAUCGGGAACCUGCUGCACCCCUCUGUGCCCAUCAGCAACGACGAGGAUGUGGACAACAAGGUGGAGCGGGUGUGGGGCGACUGUAGCUGCAGAAAGAAGUAUUCCCAUGUGGAUCUGGUGGUGAUGGUGGAUGGCUUUGAGGGCGAGAAGGGGGUUGUGGUGGCCGGGAGCCGCGGCUACUUCCUGAAGGGUCCCUUGGUGUUCCUGGAGCAGGCCCUGAUCCAGUACGCCCUGCAGAGCCUGCGAGCCCGGGGCUACACCCCGGUCUACACCCCCUUCUUCAUGCGCAAGGAGGUCAUGCAGGAGGUGGCCCAGCUCAGCCAGUUCGACGAGGAGCUCUACAAGGUGAUCGGGAAGGGCAGCGAGCGAGCAGAGGACAAUUCCGUGGAGGAGAAGUACCUGAUCGCCACGUCGGAGCAGCCCAUCGCCGCCCUGCACCGCGACGAGUGGCUGCACCCCGAGGAGCUGCCGCUGCGCUACGCCGGCAUCAGCACCUGCUUCCGCCAGGAGGUGGGAUCCCACGGCCGGGACACGCGCGGCAUCUUCCGUGUCCACCAAUUCGAGAAGAUCGAGCAGUUUGUUUACUCCUCCCCCCACGACAACAAGUCCUGGGAACUGUUUGAGGAGAUGAUCUCCACGGCCGAGGAAUUCUACCAAUCCCUCGGGAUUCCCUAUCACAUCGUCAACAUCGUCUCGGGCUCCCUGAACCACGCAGCCAGCAAAAAGCUGGAUCUGGAGGCCUGGUUUCCCGGCUCUGGAGCCUUCCGGGAGCUCGUGUCCUGCUCCAACUGCACCGACUACCAGGCACGGCGGCUGCGCAUCCGCUACGGCCAGACCAAGAAAAUGAUGGACAAGGUGAGCCUGGGGGUUCUGGGGGGGCCCGCCUGUGUCCCCCAUCCCUCUCUGUGUCACUCGUGUCCCCCUGGAGCACUCCGGAGCCAUGAGCUCACGGGCUCAACCAGGGCUUUAAAACAGAAAUAUAUGUAGGGCUCGUUAAUACCU